CACUUCCCUUGCAGCAGCUAGGUUGUUCCAUAUCACACACAAUCUCUUGGCCUUCUUUGCUUCCAGCGGAAUGACAGAUGGCUCUAUCUAUGUUGACCUUGCUCUCCCUUCAGCUCCAACCUCUGCCAGGCUGCUUCACCCCUCGCAAGGAUCAGGUAAGUUUUAAUGUUGGGGAGUGGGGAGAGGAUGUUUUUUCGCAAGGCUCCAAGCUGUUACUUACAGCACGGAAAAACAGCAGGUCUGCAGGGGCUGAAAUAUUUUUAGAGCAAAUGUAGCCACAGAAGGAGGGAGUGUUGCCUUUUGUGUGAGCAUGUACAGUAGUUAGUCAAAAUAACUAACUGUAGAGGGUUGCUAUAAAGAUGGGCACUUCAGCAAUAUUUCAUUUUCAUAUCUUUAUUAAUCUAAAAUAAAUACAUUUAUGAAAAACAGACGUGCAUAUAAGUAAGCAAACAUACAAUCAAACAAACAAAUAACAGAAAAAUCAAACAAACCACCACACUAUAAGUUAUAAGAAGAUUAAUAUAAUUAUCAGCAUAUAUACUCCUGGUAUUGAACACAAUUAUAAAACUUCUAGAGAAUAAAUUUAAAACUGACUUCCAAUUAAUCUCACUGUACUUUGUCUAUCCAUUACUUUAUACCGCACAGUUACAUAUUUCUUAGAUAAUUUCUUUGUACAUCCCUACAAACUUAUAUUUAUACAACACAGGGAUCAGUCGAAUUCUGCCAAGGUGUUUCCUUUUAUUCCAUCACUUCAGCAAUAUUUUAAAUUAAAAUAAAAGGGAAGCCGAAAAGGAUUUCAGACAAACAAAAGCAAUGCUCAUUUUGCUAGUAUCUAAUCCAGUUUUCCCCAAUUUAAUCCCCAUUCAGAUAUUCAUAGAAUCAUAGAACUGUAGAGAGGUAAGGGACACCAAGGGUCAUCUAGUCCAACCCCCUGCAAUGCAGGAAUCUCAACUAAAGCAUCCAUGACAAGUGGCCAUCCAACCUCUGCUCAAAAUCCUCCCAGGAAAGAGUCCACCGCCUUCCUAGGGAGUAUGCUCCACUGUCAAACAGCUCUUACUGUCAGAAAGUUCUUGGUGAUGUUUAGUUGGAAUCUCCUUUCUUGUAACUUGAAGGCACUGGUUCAAGUCCUAGCCUCUGGAACAGGUUAAAACAUGGGUAGGCAAACUAAGGCCCGGGGGCCGGAUCCAGCCCAAUAGCCUUCUAAAUACGGCCCGUAAACAAUCUGGGAAUGAGCGUGUUUUUACAUGAGUAGAAAAAUUGCCCUUUUAUUUAAAACGCAUCUCUGGGUUGUUUGUGGGGCAUAAGAAUUUGUUCAUUCCCCCCCCAAAAAAUAUAGUCUGGCCCCCCACAAGGUCUAAGGGACAGUGGACCGGCCCCCUACUGAAAAAGUUUGCUGACCCCUGGGUUAAAACAAACUUGCUCCAUCUUCCACGGGACAGGCCUUUAGAUAUUUGAAGAUGUCUAUCCUCUCAGUCUCCUCUUUCCCACAUACCCAGCUCCUUCAACCCUUCCUCCUAAGCCUUUGUUUCCAGACCCUUGACCAUCUCGGUUUCCCUCCUCCCCACACGUUCUAGCUUCUCAAUAUCCUCCUUAAAUAUUGUUGGACCACAGCUCCUAUCAGCCCUAGUCAGCAUGGUCAAUAGGCAGGAAUGAAGAAAACGGUAAUCUGGAAACAUCCGAAAGGCUUCAGGUUCCCUACUGCAACCCUGUCCAGUUCCUAUAUUUUAUUUAUUCUAAAACUUAUAUCCUGCUUAUCUGCCCAACAGAAGACUCUCAAAACACAUACAAAUUUAAUAAGCAAAUAUAUGAUAAUAAAAGAGCAGGGGGAAAUGACAAGCCUUCUUGAGGGAAGUAAAGCAAUGCAAGCUAUCUAGUUCUUAACGUUGGUGGACAUAAGAACAUCAGAACUAGGGAUGGGGAGAAAUUCAGUUCAGUUUGCAUUUGGAGGCAAGCUUACCCGAUCUACACUUUCAGAAAUAGCCACCCUUUGAAAUGUGCCCUUUUCUGAAUUUUGCAAUUCAGUCCUGCAGCUGAGGAAUGUGUAGUAAUGUUAGGGUGAAGAGUUCAUAUACAUGGCAUAACAUGCAUUGCAUUAGAAAAAAUGCUAGGCAAAAUGUACAUUUUUUAAAAUGGAAUACAGAAAUGUGCCUAUUAUGGAAAAAAUCAGACUAAGAUGCUGAAGAAUUCUCAGUUUGCUUAAUUGCACAACUACAAUUCAUUUGUCAUAAACAAUAAACAAAGCAUCAUACAUUUUUGUACACAAGUAAUGUUUGUACAAAAAUGUAUGUACUGGGGUAAAAGUGUGCAUUAAAAUGCACAUAUUUGUGACAAAAACAAGGCAUUAUAUUAGGGAAAUUAUUUUGCAAAUAUGUGUAUAUUUUGCAAAAGCAUGUAUAUUAGGAGAAAGUCACACUGAAAUGCUGGUUAUUUUUCACCAGCAAACAGAUAUGGAAAUGUGGACUGGAAAAAUGGAAAACUAAGAAACUGAAAUGGACAAAUUUGCCCAUCCCUAGCUAUAUGCCCUGCCGUCAGUGGAAUAAAUGCAGGGGGGAAAGGGUUAAAAGGUGGUGCCCUUCCCCGAUGAUAAGCUCCCAUUUGCAGGCACUGUGGUUGCAUUGUAUAAAUGCAAACCCACUAAAUAAAGAAUCACAUGUAACCUCUUUAACCUACAGUUCCAGAGAUCAGCGUGUGAAAGGAAGGACACGGUCAGACCUUGCUAAAUUAAACCUUGUUUCUAUACCUCUGGUGCAGCAGAACUGCUUCUUCUUUGAGCAUAUUCCGUGCUUCCCCCCCUAGAAAAAUAGGGGCUGGUACUUACGAUGAACUUGUUACAGUAAAUGUCACAUUUUCUAUAACCAAAAUAAGAGAGGUGCCGUACUCACCAUGAAGUUGUUGCAGUUUUUUUAACCAUGAAGUUGUUACACUUUUUUUAACAACAACAACAAAAACAAAAAGAGGUUCUGGUACUGUGUACCCUUGAGUAAAGGUACAGGUAAAGGGACCCCUGACCACUAGGUCCAGUCAUGACUGACUCUGGGGUUGCAGCGCUCAUCUCGCUUUAUUGGCCGAGGGAGCCGGUGUACAGCUUCCGGGUCAUGUGGCCAGCAUGACUAAGCCGCUUCUGGAGAACCAGAGCAGCGCAUGGAAACGCCGUUCACCUUCCCACUGGAGCGGUACCUAUUUAUCUACUUGCACUUUGAUGUGAUUUCGAACUGCUACCCUUGAGUACCCCAUGAAAAAAAAAGCACCACCUAAUCCUAACACCAAUGCUAACCCUAACCCCAACCCUACUCCUAACCCUUAAUGCCAACCCUAACCCUAAAACUAACACUGACCCUAAACCCAACCCUAACCCUACCUCCAACCUUAACCCUCACCCUACCUCCAACCCUAACCCUAACUCCAACCCAACCCCUAUUCCUACCCUCUACCUCUAACCCUAGAACCAACACUAAUACUAACCCCAACCCUACCUCAUACUUCAUACCUUAACCCUAACCCUAACCCUACCUGUAACCCUAACCAUAAACCCAACCCUAACUCUAAAUCCAACCCUAACACUACAUUUAACCCUAACCCUAAUCCUAGAUCCAACCUUAACCCUAACCCAUCUCCAACCCUGACCCUUGUCAACACAUUUCAAUUGAUUAGUAAAAGCUCCAAGGACCUGUCCAAAACUUUGUAAUGAACAAAAAAUAGCUAUAUUUCUGCUUCUGAAUACAAUUAUUCAAGCAUAGAUGGUUCGAAAUAACACCAGCCGUCUCCCUCCCUCCCCCCCCUCCCAUCUGCCUUUUUCAAAUCCAGACUGAUGAAGAAUUCUGGAGAACUCAAAGGCUUUAACACUACUUUGUAGCAUUUUGCUUUGCCAAAUACAGUCAUACCUUGGGUUACAGAAGCUUCAGGUUGCGUUUGGGUGGGUUGCGGACUGCUGAAACCCGGAAGUACUUGAAAGGGUUACUUCUGGGUUUUAGCAGAUGCGCUAAAUUGCACUUUGUGCAUGCGCAGAAGUGCCGGGUCGCAACCUGCGCGUGCGCAGACGCGCUGCUGCAGGUGUAUUGCCGAGUGUAAAGGUAUUGCCCUGAUAUGGAUAUGAUGUUAAAUAACUAUUAAUUUCAGGAGUGUUUUCUCAUCUUGCAAAUUGCGGAAAUCCCCAGGGACACAUUUCAGCCGAGCAAAAGCACUCUAGGAGCGUUGAGCAGGGCUGGAGGGGUUUGAGCCUGGGAAAAGGGGGAGGGUCACAAGGGGAGGGCACACAGAGAAGCCUUGAGGGCCAGGUUUGGGCUUCAGGUCUGAGGUUCUGUACCCUUGUGUUGGGGAACCUAGUAUUAAUAAAGUCAAAUUUACAGGUGCCUCACCACAUUCUCAGGGGCGAUGGACUGCUCUCUGGAUUGGAUGGGCUGUAAAUGUCAUCCUAGGGGUCACCGUGAUAGCCCUGUGUAAGUACAGAGCACUUUUAUUUAGUUAGUUAGUUAGUUAGUUAUUUCCAUUUAUAUAUAUUUUUAUUUUUUUAAUAAUAUUUAUUAAUUUUCAACCGUUUAAACACAACAAAAUAGACCAAAAAAAAGCAUAACAAAAUAAGACACAAACCAUUUAACACACAAAACAAUUUCAAUAUCUUAUCUUUCAUUCCCUUAUUUCCACAACCUCCUCACACCUCCCUUUUGUAUUCCACUUCUAUUAAUUGUUUCAGAAAUUCCUUUCCAUCUUCCUCUGUUUUUAUCCUAUAAUUAUCUUAACAUAUUUUGACCUUAUUUUUCCCUUUAAUACUCUAUUAAUCUAUUUAUACUUAAUUCCUUAUAGCAUUUCUACUAGAGCCAUAUAACUUCAUUCCAACAUUUUUCUUACAUUCAUUAUUUUUACAAUAUUUCUAUAAAUAGUCCUAAACUUUUUCCAGUCUUCUUCCACUGACUCUUCUCCCUGGUCUCGGAUUUCUGCCAGUCGUUUCUGCCAAUUCCCUAUAGUCCAUCAACUUCAUCUGCCAUUCUUCCCGAAUAGAUAAAUCUUGUGUCUUCCAGUACUUCACAAUGAAUAUUCUUGCUGCUAUUGUUGCAUACGUGGAAAAAAUCUAUCCUUCUUUAACAUCAAUUGGCCGACCAUGCCCAGGAGAAAGGAAAGGCCUCUGGCUUCUUCAAGAGGGUAUAUUUAAAUGCCUUUUUCAUUUCGUUAUAAAUCAUCUCCCAAAGUGUCUUAAUCCUUGGGCAUGUCCACCAAAAGUGAACUCUAAUCCUCAAAUUCGUCUGUUUUUCUUUAAGUUCAGUCAUAGCAAGCGUCAACCCAUGUUCAUCAAGUUGCCUCCGUAGGGCUAGGGCUCUCUUUCUCUUUCUCUCCAGUUGUGUCACUUUACAUUCAGCAACAACAGCCUCCUCCCUGGCUUCCUCCGCAGUUUGCCGUAUCAAAGUAGGUUCCUGUAUCAAUUUCUGGGUAGUUUCUGUAUUGGUAUUAUUUAUACUUUCUGUAUUUAGGUUGAUUUUAGUAAUUGAAACAUCCAUUUUCACAUUUAUGAUGUCCAUUUUCCUGUUAAGCUGAUCCAAUGAGUCAUUUAUCUUAUAAAAUGCAGCCACUAAAGCCUUUUCUGUCGACAUUCUUCUUGGUUUUAAAUAUGCUGGUACAAAGGCAGCAACAGAAGGAGCAUGGGGGGCCUGAUGAUAAACCUCUUCUGGAUUGUUGCCAAAUCCUCCCAGACCUGAAUGUUUUGUCAGCAGUUGACUGGUCUGUUUUUCCUCUUCCAUUUACCAUAACACUUAAAAGAUUCAAGGUCAGUCCCAGAGUCUCACGGUUUUUAACUUGCAGCUGGAAAUUCCCCUAUCCCAGCUCUUGUCAAACAACCGGUUUCAAAGGCUUCCACUAGGGGGAAACAGUUUCUAUUUGUAAUAGUCAAUAGUAUCCUCUUUUCAACAAUCCAAAAUUAGUUUCAAAUUGGUUUCAAUUUUCAGUUACUUUUACUCCUUUUUAAAGCAGCCGGAGACAGUAGAAACAAUGUAUUUCUCUUGUUUAACUAGCUGUCAAUGAACGUUCUAAACACUGUCAAUGAACAUUCCAAAAGACGUCAGUCCUACUAGCAGCCCGUUUCCAGGGUCAGAGCAGCGGUGUUUUAAAUCUCUUCACUCUCUCCCACAGGUAUAAUCAAUCCGCAACUUCCCCUCUCUUCUCCUGCCUCCAAGAGGGGGUUUAAUGUUCUUUAUUGAUGGAAAUUUAAUCUUUUACAAAAGACUUUCCAGGACUCCAGCUUGCAACUUCAUUGCCUCAGUCUAUUUACAAAAGGGGAAGGCGGACUUCCUGUUUUGAACCUCCCCGUUGCGAUACCAGAUUAAACAUUUAGAAAUCCAAUUCUUCCAUUUCAGAUCUACUCACGGGUAAUUCCUUUAAAGUCAAAUUGUCCACAGGAAAAGGUCAGCGCUCUCCGGCAACAGCUAUGCGGCUUCGCUCCGUGGAAGAAGCAGGCGAUUCGAUGCACCGCGCCACUCACCCCACGUCGCUCCGGAGCCCCAAAAACCGGGGUUCCCCGUGAGUGGGGGAGGCGCAAAAGGUGCCCGCCGAAUCCCACGCUCACAGGCUUCUCCCGCCUGUGAUUUUAACGGGUCUCCGCCUUCGCCGUGGCGGCCAGACCCAGAUUCCCACGGAGCAGAUUCCUCCCGGUCAGAGGAAUUCCGCCAUUACCGGAGGCACCUCCCCGGAAGUCCCAUAGUUAUUUCCAUUUAUAGGUUGUUUCUUGUGAAGUGACUUAACAAUAGAACCACCAACCAUUUUUUAAAAAAUGAUAUUUAUUAAAGUUUCAGAUAAAAAGAGACAAGAGAAAAGAAUUUAAAAGUAAAAAGAAAAAUACACAAUACAAAAUACAAAAAGAAAAAAAAGAAAAAACAGUUAAAAACAAUUCCAUCUUUUCAUCACUACUUUUGAAUUUACUUAUUUUCUGGACCUCCUCAUACCUCCCUCUUUUGUAUUCCAAUUCAGUUUGUUUGUCCAGCAAUUCCUUUCCCUCUUUUUAAUCCCAAUCCUUAAUCUUAAUAUAAUAUAAUAUAACAUUAAAUUUUUAUCUAUUAAUAGCUAAUUUUCCAUUCUUUUAACCUUUUUAUUCCUAAUCCUUAAUCUUAAUCUGUAUAUAACUUUAAAGCCUGUGCAGCUAGAAACCACUUAAUUUCAAUCCAACAUCACUCUAGCAUUCUUUAAUUUUGCAAUAUUUCUGUAAAUAGUCUUUGAAUUUCUUCCAAUCUUCUUCCACCGACUCUUCUCCCUGGUCACGGAUUCUGCCAGUCAUCUCCGCCAAUUCCAUAUAGUCCAUCAAUUUCAUCUGCCAUUCCUCCAGUGUGGGUAGCUCUUGUGUCUUCCAAUACUUUGCGAUGAGUAUUCUUGCUGCUGUUGUUGCGUACAUAAAGAAAGUUCUAUCCUUUUUUAACACCGAUUGGUCGACUAUGCCCAGGAGAAAGGCCUCUGGUUUCUUCAAGAAGGUAUAUUUAAAUACCUUUUUAAAUUCAUUAUAUAUCAUUUCCCAGAAAGCCUUAAUCCUUGGGCACGUCCACCAAAGGUGAAAGAAUGUACCUUCAGUUUCUUUACAUUUCCAACAUUUAUUAUCGGGCAAAUGAUAGAUUUUUGCAAGCUUGACUGGGGUUAUGUACCACCUGUAUAUCAUUUUCAUAAUAUUCUCUCUUAGGGCAUUACAUGCCGUAAAUUUCAUACCUGUGGUCCAUAACUGUUCCCAGUCAGCGAACAUAAUGUUGUGUCCAACGUCUUGUGCCCAUUUAAUCAUAGCAGAUUUCACCGUUUCACCAACCAUUUAAAACAGCAACAGCUAUGGCAGAGAUUUCAAAUAUGAAACAAUUAAAGACAAAUAUAAAACCCAUUUCAAAUCCAGCACAGAUACAGGCUGCAAUGAAAAUCUAUGCUCAAAGGGGUUGAUGAAAUAGGAAGGCCUUCAUUAAUAGUCAAAACAUAAUUUGGCAGCAAUCUGUAGGAGCAAAGGUGGCCUGUUCCAUUUUGCCUCAGAGGUGAAACAGGGAAUGUGCCACGCCCUGCCAAAACCAUUGCAUUCUACUCAAAAAAUUGUACAAAAAGGAACAGGUCAGGGUAUUUUUAUACUUUAGAAUGUUUUUUCAAUAAAGCCAACAGAGUAUUUCGUAUAAACAGAUUUUAUCUUACUGUAUUGAGCUGUGACAUAAAAACAGGUUAUAUGUUCAGAAGUUCCAUGUGUCAAGAAUUCAUAAUGCAGGGGUACCUUGGUUUUCGAACACCUCCGUAGUCGAACGUUUCGGAACUCGAACGUCGAAUACCCGGAAGCAAAUGCCUCAGUUUUCGAAUGUGCCUCGGAAGUUGAACAGGAAAUGCAGCUUCUGUUUUGAGUUUUCUGUGGUGAGGUUUCCGCUUUCAGUGUUCGGUUUUCAAACGUUUUGGAACUUGAACGGACUUCCAGAAUGCAUUGUGUUUGAAAACCGAGGUAGCUGUAACUGGUUCACAUCGCAAUAAACUAACAAGGGAAAAUAACAGCAACAACAACAACAACAACAUUUUUUGGCUUUGUUUCCUGUUUACUGCUUGUGAACGAAUAAAGGUGUCACAGUGUAGUAGCUGUACCAGCUUGGCCCCACAACUGUGGGUGUCUGGGGCCGUGGGUGCCAUGCAGCGUGCACCAAAAUUUGUGGGUGCCCGGCCCCUUCAUGGGUAAUUUUGUGGGUGCUUGGGCACCCAGGACCUUAGGGAGUUGGCACCUAUGCAGUGUAGUGAGUUGACAGAAAGUGUGACUGCAGUUGUUCUUGAGUGGCUCAGUGUCUGGCCAUUUAAGUUAUUGUCAAAAAUUGGUUUGUCUGGUUUUCACAGCCUAAAGAUUUGUCUUGAACAAUUGAUCAUACAUGAGUUCUAAAUAUUAGAAAGUUGCAGGCAGUCUUUCCGAACAUGAGCUGUUAUCUUAAAGGACAUAGUGUGAUAUUCUCCUUUAAUUAAAAAGCAACAAACACGCUUUAUUUCAACGAUGAAGGGAAAAUCCAAGGGGAACACUGGAUUCAAGAAAGGAAGAGAAAAACAAUUAGGUACUAUAACAAAAAACACUAAACAGUCUUUGAAUUUUUUCGCAGUUUGUUGAUCACUUAAAAUUAACCUCCUUAUAUUAAGGUUUUCAGACAUGGAACCUUACGGGUGAACUGGAGAAAUCCUGUGUCCCUCAGGGUGAAAUGGAAAAUAAUCUAUGCCUAGAGAAUGUGACUUCGCUGCAGCAAUUUUUCUGUAAGCCGCUUGAAAACAGCUCAGCAGGUAACUGGAGUGUUGUUUCUCAAUAAGGCUCAAGGAACACAUAUCAAAAAAAUGGGGGCGGGGUAGAAGGCGGGAAGACCACAGAGAGAGGGAGCCACAGUCAAAGAGAGGCUGAGCCAACUAAUUGUUGUUUUGUCCCUAUCCUCUUCCCAAACAAAUACAGUGGUACCUCGGGUUACAUACGCUUCAGGUUACAUACGCUUCAGGUUACAGACUCAGCUAACCCAGAAAUAGUACCUCGGGUUAAGAACUUUACCUCAGGAUGAGAACAGAAAUUGCGACAGUGGGAGGCCCCAUUAGCUAAAGUGGUGCUUCAGGUUAAGAACAGUUUCAGGUUAAGAACAGACCUCCGGAACGAAUUAAGUACUUAACCAGAGGUACCACUGUAUACCCACAAUGCAACUGGCUGUGUUUAACUAUAUAAAUUCUUUAUACAUCAUAUAAGCAUAACUCUUUUCACAUUAUCUAAUUGAGUAGAAGCAAGUAAGCAGCAACAUUUAGGACAGGAAAUACAAAUAGACCAGUUCUUAUAUACGUAAUGACCAAAUAGAAGUUCUUGUGUUCCAUGUACGUCUUAGCGAAUACAAGUGUCAAACGUAACAACUUUAAGGAGCAGUACUUGCAAAAGAUGAACUUUUCUUUGUACAGUGGUACCUCGGCGGCUCCCAACAGAAUAUUAUAAUAUUAAAAACACGAUUUAAUACCUUAUUGUGUGUGAAGGCGAAAAGUGGAUUAGUGAGGAUGCAAACAAAGGGUUGUGUAGGCUUGCUCCUGUCAGUUACAAACCAUGGUUUGUCAUUUUAUCUGGUGUAAACUUGCAAAUUUUUUAUGCUUCCACCCGCCCACCCUGCCCUACUCCCAGAGAGUUCUGACUGCGCAGUCUGCCCUGAGAAUUGGUUCCGUCUCAACAGCAAGUGCUACUGGUUCUCCAGUGAAAAAGGAGACUGGACCGAGAGCAAAGACAACUGCAGAACAAAAGACUCUCGAUUGUUGGUGAUACAGAAUCAAGAAGAAGUGGUAAGUAAAUAAGAGUUAGAUCCACGUUCCUUAUUGAUGGGGUGGAGGGAGCCACUGCCAAGAUGAGUACCAUUACAUCUUGUAUAUAUUUAUUGUGGCAUUUAUAGUCCACACUUUUGAAAUCCAAAGAUAAAUAAAGGGGGGUAAAUGUAUUCCACUGUGUUUCAAUUGCAUCGUUUAUCUAACACAAUGUACAUAAUGCAUCUAAUAUGUGACUCUGUAGUGUGGUGGGCUGGCCAAAUAAUUUUAGGAUAUGCUAGGAAUCUACCACAAGGGAACUUUUCAUUCCCUUAUACUGGGACUCUGUUUGAUUUUACUUACAGCCAAACUAAAAAUUAUGUUCAGUCACAUGCAGUUUCUUUUUCAAAAUACAAUAGGGAGCCUUGGGAAAGAUUAGGGGGGGCAUUGAAAUAGCUUAUUUAACCUUUUCGUUGGUUCCUCAGCUCCCAUUGCAGAGUGCCAGGAAAUCUGCAUUACGCAUUUGAGGAGUAAAUAUCCUUUAAAAUUCACAGUUCUAUGAAUUUUGAUGUGCAAUUCCUCCUUUCAGUUUUCCAUAUUGGUUUCUUUCUUUCUUUCUCUUUCUUUCUUUCUGAUUAAAAAAACAUAGUCAUACUUCGGGAUAAAUGUGCUUCAAGUUAAGUAUUUUUGGGUUGUGCUCUGUGGCGACCCGGAAGUAACGUUACUUCUGGGUUUCACCGUGCACGCAUGCACAUACAAUAAAAAUGCCGUCACGCGCAUGCACAGAAGCGGCGAAACGCGACCCGCGCAGACGCGGGUUGUGUUUGCUUCAGGAUGCGAACAGGGCUCCAGAACGGAUCCCGUUCGCAUCCCAAGGUACCACUGUAGUUCCCAUGAAAAUUCAACAGCAUACUUGUGCAUACUUGUUUCCUUCAGCACCAUAAUUCAAAAGCAUCAAUUCUUCGGUGAUUAGCCUUCUUUAUGGUCCAGCUCUCACUUCCAUACAUCACUACUGAGAAAACCAUAGCUUUAACUAGACGGACCUUUGUUGGCAAGGUGAUGUCUCUGCUUUUUAAAAUGCUGUCUAGGUUUUUAAGAUGCUGUCUAGAUACUAUAGUAGAGACUAAUUGCAUUGUUUACAGGACUUUAUACUGCGUAAUACCCAAUAUCCACUGCUUUGGAUUGGAUUACAAGCCACACCUCCUGACUGGAAAUGGACCUGGGUGGACGGCUCCCCGUUAGAUGACAAACUGUGAGUAUCUCAUCUUACUCUGCAGAGAGGGGGGAGGAGGACCAGAUCUUCAUCUCCCCAAAUCCUCUGCUCAGUCUUAUGCCAUGCUAAUCACAUCAGGUCAUUGACACCUGUCAAAAUACACCGUUUUAGUGUACCCUAAAGUCCCAAGGUGAGUUACAACAUUAAAACACAGUUGAAAACAACUUACGACCACAGAAAUAAGGUGGGUCCUAAAAGCAUACCCUUCGAAUGUAAGAAACCAAGGUAGAGGUGACUCUUCUGCAUCCACCAGAAGCUGUAUAUAUAAUGAAAGAUGCCAAAGGCACCUCUGAACUACCUGGUGCUCACUUGUGAAGCUCACUAGGUAAUCUUGCACCAGUCUCUCUCAGCAAAAUCUAUGUUUGGUCUGUGGCCUUUUAGAAGUGGGCAGGAUGGGUUUUUAAAAAUGUAUUUCUUUUUUCCUCUUGGUUUUAAUGUAUCCUAGUGAGGGGUUUUGUUUGUUUGUAAGUUGCUUUUAGUUGCCCUAGGCAAAAUAAAGUGACUCACAAAUUUAAUAUAUAGUAAAUAAAUGCCUGACAAGGUUAUUGUGGAAAUAAGUGAAACAAUUUAGCACUGCCUUGAAUUUCUUUGCAAAAGGGCAGAAAGAAGGGGGCAUACGUCCACACCCUUCAAAGAGAAAUGCGUGCAAGUUCUCCUCCUGUGGUUCACUGGGAGCAUGAGGGGAAACCUUAGUUAAACCACAGGAAGUUCUUGCAGCCCAGGGAAACUCACUGGCAAAACAUUUGAGAACCACAAGUCUUGAUUCCACGUGAUAGGAUCGCACCUAAUGGGCAAGCCUGGGCAACGCAAUUGUGCAGUGAGUAAUAACAACAAACAACAACAAUAAUUAUUAUUAUUAUUAUUAUUUAAACUUCGCCCAUAUGGCUUGGUUUCCCCAGCCACUCUUGGUGGCUCCCAGAAGAAUAUUAAAAACACAAUAAAACAUCAAACAUUAAAAACUUCCCUAAACAGGGCUGCCUUCAGAUGUCUUCUAAACAUCAGUUUGUUGUUUAUUUCCUUGACAUCUGAAGGGAGGGCAUUCCACAGGGCGGGCGCCAUUACUGAGAAGGCCCUCUGCCUGGUUCCCUGUAACCUCUCUUUUCACAGUGAGGGAACCGCCAGAAUGCCCUCAGAGCGAGUCCUGUCCCUCUCUCGCAAAGAAUAGCCAAGCAGGUGGAUAUGUUCAGCCUUUGACAAAUGCUGUUGGCUUUCUCCUUCCUUUUGCAGGUUGAAAGACCUAGCUCCGGCUCAAGAAAACUGCUGUGGGAGACUUAACGGGAACAAAACUAUUUCUGAGACAUGUACUACUGUAGCCAGAUGGGUCUGCGAAAAGAAAGCUCUGCAAAUAACUACAAGGACCAGAGGCCAUUGAGUACCCCUGCUUCUCGCCCUCUCUGCCUGACCAAUUUCUCUCCAUCCAAUCGGCUGAGUGGUAUUGAUGUCACCUGGCCAAAAUACGAUGAGCUCCUCUGAUGACAGGGGUGGUUUGGGGAGGUUGGACAGCCUUGGCCUUCGGCUAAAGCUCUGAGUUCUGUGGGGGAUUUGGGAGCCUUCAAAAGUUGAAUUCUUAAAGUAUUGUUGAUAAUAAAAGAACAAGCAUUUUUUAUUAUGUCUACUCACAAUGGGUUCUGGAUUUCUAGGUUUAUAGACAAUAUAAUACAAGAGGCUGAAGCACGCUUCAAAGGAGGACUAAGAGCCAAAAUGCUGUGAAGCAAUAUUUAUUACAAAGUUUUGUUACAAAGGAGCUGACUUAAAAAAAAUAGAAAUACUAGUUUUCUCUCUUUAGUGUUUCAUUUACAACAUUGGGAAACAAAAUUUUUGUUGCAUUGACACCUGCAGUUGUUCUAACCUAAUUUCAACAUGCUGAUUUCAUAUCUGAAGUUGGUUUUGUUCUGUAAGCUCUAGUUUUUUUUGCAAUUCAUGUUUUUCACUUUUCUUUCUUUUUUUUAAUUAAUAUUUAUUAAAGUUUCAGAAAUAAUAAAAUCACAUUAAUAAACAAGAAAUUUUUUAACAAAAACAGAGAAAAAUACACCAUACAAAAUACAAAAUAGAAAAAAGUAAAAAAAGAAAGAAAAAAACAGUUAAAAAUAGCUCCGUCUUUUCAUAACUUCUUUUACAUUUACUUGUUUUCCGGACUUCCUCAUACCUCCCUCUUUUGUAUUCCAAUUCAGUUUGUAAGCCCAGCAAUUUCUUUCCCUCCUUUUUAAUUCCAAUCCUAAAUCUUAAUAUAUUAUGACAUUAGAUUUUUACCUAUUUAAAACCAAUUUUUCCAUUUCUCUUAACCUUUUUGAUCCUAAUCCUUAAUCUUGAUAUCUUUAUAGCUUUAAAGCCUGUACAGCUAGGAGCCACUUAACUUCAAUCCAUCAUCACUCUAACAUUCAUUAAUUUUGCAGUGUUUCUGUAAAUAAUCUUUAAAUUUCUUCCAAUCUUCUUCCACCAACUCUUCUCCCUGGUCACGGAUUCUGCCAGUCAUUUCCGCCAAUUCCAUGUAGUCCAUCAUUUUCAUCUGCCAUUCCUCCAGUGUGGGUAGCUCUUGUGUCUUCC
Messenger RNA from Podarcis lilfordi (Lilford's wall lizard), 14029 nucleotides. The record is from the annotation of a GenBank genome assembly. NCBI's taxonomy places the organism in Eukaryota, Metazoa, Chordata, Lepidosauria, Squamata, Lacertidae.